AUGAAGAGGAUGAGAGAGCCCUCUGAGAGGAAGUCAAAGAAGAAGACUAUGAAGCUUGGAGAAUCUACAUCAAUGCAAAAGCUGCUUGUGCCUCUGGACUCCUCCGCUCCAAGUAAGUCAUAUCUCUCUAAAGCUCGUUUACAUUCUGGAUCUAAGAAAGUAUCUUCCUCCCUACCUCAACCAUCUCCUACAUAUACUCCCUUUAAACCCAUUAUCUCCAUCCCAACUCCAUUUGAACCUCACAACUCUGAAACAACCACAUCCUCACCCACUCUACAAAAAUUCGACCUUACCACCACAACACUUCCUGUAUCUGAGGCCUUACUUUUUCAUGAACCCAUUUCACCUCCCCCAUCCACUCCCUCAUCUCCUCCAUACUACGACCUUUCCUCCGAAUAUGAGCAGCCAGAAAUCCCUGACCCUUCCUCUCCAACCUUGGCUCAACUCCAAGACACAUCAAACUCUAAACAGACCUUAUAUGUCCCAGAAACCUCAGAACCUACACCAUCUCUCUCCACACCUCCUUCAGCAUCCUCAAUAAACCUACCAACUUUUAAACCUCCCACUGAACCUUCUGAAACCACCCCAAUUCCCUUUGAACCCAUUAAUCCAACCUCUGAACCUGAACCAACCUAA
Messenger RNA from Lathyrus oleraceus (garden pea), 636 nucleotides. RefSeq names its product gibberellin-regulated protein 14-like. The record is from RefSeq and is a predicted model, not a curated record. Lineage: Eukaryota; Viridiplantae; Streptophyta; Magnoliopsida; Fabales; Fabaceae. The transcript has a single exon. Bases 1 to 636 code for a protein of 211 amino acids.